AAAAUAUUGACGUGUAAUUUUUCCAGUUGUGAGCUGGGCAUACAAUUUUUAUGUUAAUGUUUAUUGAAUCAAAGGUUUUUGGAGUAUUUUGCCUGUAACAACUGAAAUAUUUAAUGAACUUUCUGAAAAGUGGUCUCCAAACGGUGCUGGGUUCGCAGGAACCCGGCACCCUUCCCACCGGUGCUGAAACCGUGGAAAGACUGGUGGAGCGUGUCAGUUCAUCAACGUUACUGGAAGACCGCCGAGAUGCCUGUAGAGCCCUGAGAGCUUUGUCAAAGAAGUAUCGCGUAGAAGUGGGCGUCCAAGGGUUCCCCGCAUUGCUACAAGUAAUGGAAAUGGAUCGAGCAGACGCGGAAAUAAUCGGAUAUUGUUUGGAUACCUUGUGUCAUGUCACAUCAAGGGAACCAUUCGAAGAAGAAGCUGAUAAUCCGAAUAUUACUGUAAACAUUGGAGAACAGUUUACGGAAAUAUUCAUCAAAUCUAGCGAAAAUGUGACGCUGGUCUUGAAUUGUUUAGAAGAGUACGAUUUCCGUGUUCGAUGGUCAGCAAUUAAGCUCCUGACCGGGUUGUUGGCGAACAAGCCCAAAGAGAUUCAGGAGAUUGUAUUGGUCAGUCCGAUGGGGGUUUCGAAGUUGAUGGAUUUGCUGAUUGACAGUCGAGAGGUGAUAAGAAAUGAUGCUCUUUUGCUACUGAUCCAACUUACGAAAGGAAACGCAAACAUCCAGAAAAUUGUGGCGUUCGAAAAUGCAUUCGAUAGAUUAUUUGAUGUAAUUAAAGAGGAAGGUAGCUCGGAUGGCGGAAUAGUAGUAGAAGAUUGCUUACUAUUGAUGCUAAACUUACUGAAAAAUAAUCCGAGCAACCAACAAUUCUUUAAGGAAGGAUCUUAUAUUCAGAGACUUGCGCCAAUGUUUGUGAUACCACCCGAGCAGGAGGAAAUUGGUAUGACACCGCAAAAAAUAUCAAACAUGUUGCGCAUGUUACAAAUAGUGAGAGCUUUGGUAAGUCCCAGCAAUUCUCAGCAAGUCGUAUCCUCUUGUCAGAAAGCUAUGCGCAGCUCUGGACUUUUGGAGGGGCUUUGCAACAUCAUCAUGGGUAGCGGUGUAUCUCCCGAUAUUUUGACGGAAACGAUCAACACCGUUGCAGAAGUAAUUCGAGGGGAUGUAAACAACCAGGAGUAUUUCAAUUCUGUUAUGGCUCCCAGUAAUCCACCACGGCCCGCCCUCAUCGUUCUGCUGAUGUCUAUGGUUAACGAGAAACAGCCAUUGCCAUUACGUUGCGCCGUACUUUACUGCUUCCAGAGUUAUCUUUACAAAAACGAAUCCGGUCAAAAUGCACUGGUGCAGACAUUGUUACCCUCCACAUCACAAGUAUCGUCUCUCACCUCUGGUCAGUUGUUGUGUGGAGGACUUUUUAGCACCGAUCCUCUUUCUAACUGGUUUUCCGCAGUUUCCUUAGCGCACGCUCUGUUGGAGAAUCCAACCCAGAAGGAACAACUUCUUCGUGUUCUACUAGCCACAUCGGUGGGCAGCACUCCAGUGUCGCUUCUCCAGCAGUGUACGCAAUUGUUACAACAGGCCAACUGUAAAUUUCAGAGUAAGGUCGCUCUACUGAUGCUUUUGGCAGUUUGGCUAAGUCAUUGCCAGGUUGCCGUUAAAACGUUUCUGUCAUCACCGGGAAGCGUGGCCUAUCUAAUUGCACAAAUAGCUGCCAACGAGCACGAUGAUAACGAGUAUCUAAUUCAGGGAAUGUGCGCCUUUUUGAUGGGAAUUUGCAUUCAGUUCAACGAUAAUAGCGUGCAGGGCAGCAAAAGGGAAGACCUCUGCCAGCUACUAAUCAAACGCAUCGGAUUGGAAACGUACAGCGCCAAGUUAGGAGAAGUCUCCAAGCAUGAAAACUACAGCCGUUCUGCAAAACAGCCCCAAAUCAGAAUACGAUCUAGCACGGAUUUGCUAUUGGAUUACGAGUUUUGCAAAUUGUUCAAAGCACUGGAAUCUGUCAUCACUAUUACGGUGAAUGGCUUCGGGAACGGAGCGGACAAUAUCAACGAGCUAACGCUCAGCCAAGAAGCGUCUGGUCUGGUUGGACAGUAUAAAGAUAUUAUACGAGAACAGGAUAGCCGCUUACAAAAUCUGCAAGAGCAACUGAAAACCGUUGAAUUUGAAAAUAUGCAACUAAAGACACAACUUGAUCAAACACAGAGCUCCAACGCCCAGUUAUCUGAUCAAAACAUUCUGCUUAAAGCUCAGCUGCAAGCAGCGUCGGAUCUACAAAAAAGCCAACAACAGUCUCCAUUCCAUCUGCUUCCCACUCAAGGCGAAAAUGUGAAUCAUCAGGUGGAGGCCCUCGAGAGCAAGCUGGCGGCUCUAACAGUUCAGCAGCAGGAUCAACACUCGAAAACUAGUUUCGUUGAAGCGGAGAAUAGACGACUACUGAACGAAAUGGAGCAGCUAAGGCAGCGAGUCAACGAAGCGGAAAAAGCAUCGAUAGAGGGUAAAAAUGAUCUUGAAAAACUGCAGAAAGAUCAGGAAGAUUUGAUGGAGCUACUCACCGACCAGGAGAAUAAGAUGAGGAGCUAUAGGCAGACAUUGAAGAACCUUGGGCAUAAAGUUGAAGACGACAGUGAAGAGGACGAACCAGAUGUUAAUAGUAAUGAAAACGUUCAUAUAUUGCAAUAAGCAUUCCAAAAAUUCGAUAGUGUGGCUUGUUAUCUAUCUUUAUUUUCUGUUAAUACGUAGACGAUUUAAUAGCCAAUGUAAUGGCAGUACUAUUGAGAAACAGAAAGGUUAUUUACUACCCGCUUUGACUAAAGUAUUUCAAUUCAAUAAACCGUUUCCAAUUCCUAUGACCCUUUGGGAAAUCCUUACUGAAGCAGGCUUUCUUUUGUUCUAUCGGAUGAAAUUCUUGUUUUACAAUAAAGGAAAUUACUGCUUACUACUCA
Messenger RNA from Armigeres subalbatus, 2938 nucleotides. RefSeq names its product general vesicular transport factor p115 (gene p115). Lineage: Eukaryota; Metazoa; Arthropoda; Insecta; Diptera; Culicidae. Gene Ontology annotation, biological process: vesicle fusion with Golgi apparatus; endoplasmic reticulum to Golgi vesicle-mediated transport; intracellular protein transport. Bases 114 to 2675 code for a protein of 853 amino acids. Gene Ontology annotation, cellular component: Golgi membrane; Golgi stack; cytoplasm. The record is from RefSeq and is a predicted model, not a curated record. The transcript is spliced from 4 exons.